UCUACAGCGGACGGCCCUUGUAUGGUUAAUGUAAAUAUUCUCAUUAGAAGCAUUAGCAAAAUUAGUGACCUUGACAUGGAAUACUCGGUACAACUGACCUUUCGCCAGACUUGGAUUGAUAGUCGCCUCAAGUUUGACGAUAUGAACGGCCAGAUUCGCUACCUUGUGCUAACUGAGCCAGGCAAGGUUUGGCGGCCUGAUCUGUUCUUUAAGAAUGAAAAAGAAGGCCACUUUCACAACAUCAUUCUGCCCAAUGUGUUACUGCGUAUUCACCCUAAUGGCGAUGUGUUAUACUCCAUUCGAAUAUCGCUUGUUCUUGCCUGUCCAAUGGAUCUCAAGUACUACCCACUGGACAAGCAAGUGUGCCAAAUUGAAAUGGCCAGCUACGGCUAUACAACCGAAGAUUUAAUGUUUUUGUGGAAAGAAAUCUCUCCCGUCCAAAUUACCACUGACCUGCAUCUGCCUCGAUUUACCUUGGAAAAGUAUCUAACUGAUUAUUGCACCAGCACAACUAAUACAG
Molecule: messenger RNA, 520 nt
Organism: Rhagoletis zephyria (snowberry fruit fly)
Lineage: Eukaryota; Metazoa; Arthropoda; Insecta; Diptera; Tephritidae
Source: RefSeq, a predicted model, not a curated record